Messenger RNA from Xenopus tropicalis (tropical clawed frog), 5267 nucleotides. It is a transcript of the gene zic5, whose product is annotated as Zic family member 5. The record is from RefSeq and is a predicted model, not a curated record. The transcript is spliced from 2 exons. NCBI's taxonomy places the organism in Eukaryota, Metazoa, Chordata, Amphibia, Anura, Pipidae. Gene Ontology annotation, molecular function: RNA polymerase II transcription regulatory region sequence-specific DNA binding. Gene Ontology annotation, biological process: neural crest formation. The coding region runs from base 1164 to 2726 and encodes 520 amino acids. Gene Ontology annotation, cellular component: nucleus.
CUAAUGUGUAAACUUUAGUCUUCACCAGAGGAAAACAAGUUCCCUUUCGUCCUGCUCUGCAAGCAACAUUUGAAAUACGCAAUCUCUUGGUUGACAUCUAUUGAAUUUACAGUCUUAAUUCUUCAAGGGAAAAACAAUGUGAAAGUGAACAAGGUGAAAGUGUUGCUAUGUUUGGUAGUAUGUGAGUGCUGCACUGCAAGGAAGUUAUUUUCUUUGUUUUACUGUGGUGCCAUAUUAGACUAGCUGUUACAUUGUAUGACUGUGUUAGUAUUGUUAUAGUAAUAAGAAUUGUCAUACAUUAUAUAUACAGUGGCCAUAACCUGGAGCGGGCUGGUAUAAGGAGACAGGGCCAUGCUCGUUAGAGCUUAUUACAGUACAGUAUGGUGUGGAGUGAGAUCGCUGGGAGUGGGGGCAUCUGGCAUCCAUACAUAGAGCAGGGAGAGGGCAACAUGAUGAGGUGAAAGCCUGCAGGCAGUUAAGCACAUCCACAACACGCACAAUUUUGUUAGAGUAUUUGCAGGUUCAGCUGGUACUCGGUUAUACGGUCAUUUGUGCAGCUGCUCAGCAAAGAACAUUUAGUAGGAGCCAUCGACACUGACGAAAGAGAUUCCGCUUACGGAUCAUUAGCUGUUGCACAACUAUAGGUCUAUUUACAUUUCCGGACAGUUGCAAGCUGAAUCUUCUGUGGGUAUAAAGUGCCAAUUGUUACUCUGCAAGCGCAGCAGACCUCUCUCCUGUAUGGCCCUAUAAGCAGUGCAGCGGGCAGUCCUACCUUGACCUCAGCCUGGGGAAAGUAUUGCCAGUGCCCUGGAAGUGCAAGCCAUGUGCAUGCUGGGGGUUUGGCUCGGCUUCCCCUGCCUAUAGCAUUCAAGGUUCCCUCCAAACUUUCUACAAGUGCAACUUUGAAAAGUGGAAUGCGGGCAGAGAGCAUGGGGGCGGAUCCCUGCUGUGCGGCGGCCUGACAGCCAGCCAAUCAGAAAAGCGGGCCUCCUGCCAAUCCUGGCAACCCGUCCAAUCCCGGCUGUGCCAUUGCUAAACUCGAUGCCCCCACUGAGCGCCUCCAAUGCUGCGCUUUCUGCCAAUCGCUGGAGGGACAGAGUGGGAAAAGGAAUAAGCAGAGUUGGGAGGCAGACAAAAGAAGUUAAAGAGCGCCUAAUCUGCCCAUGUUUGGGAAGGAUGGUAGAGGGGGAAAAAUAACAACAGUGAGUGUGGAUGGACUUGAUUGUGUGGUGAUGGAGCCCCCUUUGAGCAAGAGGAGUCAGACUCUGAGGUUAGCGGACUUGGCAGCGGCUCAAGCCCAUCCUCAUCAGAGCAUGACAGGCUUCCCGGGGUUGGGGAGUCAUCAAGCUCACUCACACCCUGCCCACAUCCACCCUGGGGAGUUGGGGAGUGACCCUGGAGUUGCCCUGACUCCAUUCGGACCUGAGCACAUGGCCCAAGCCAGUGCACUGAAACUUAGUCCCUCUCAGCACAUGCCCGCUCAUCCCGAGGCACAGACAGCCGCUGCGUUUGCGUCGCCGGCCACAGUCAGCUACCCCGUGGCUCACCCCCACACUGGCUACUCUGCCAGCAGGGACUUCAUCCUCAGGAGGGAGCUAUCCACUUCUGCCAUGCUGGGGGAGCAGCACCCGGCCGCCGGCUCCCCCCAUCACCACCAUCCGCACAGCAUGUUCAUCAGCUCCACUGGCUCCUAUGCUCACCCAGAGGGGGCCGGGCACCCUCUCUUCCCCGCCAUCCAUGAGCAGGCAGCCGCGGGAGUCCACCACCCCCUCAAUGGGCAGAUGCGCCUGGGUCUGGCCGGGGAACUUUACGGGAGAGCAGAACCUUUCAGAGCAGAGCACUAUGCAGCCUCUUCCAUCCACAGCUACAACUCUAUGAACUUAAAUGUCAACCUCGCCGCUGCUGCUGCCGCUGCCGCCCACCCAGCCGCUGCAGGGGCGUUCUUGAGGUACAUGAGGCAGCCCAUUAAGCAAGAGCUUAUCUGCAAGUGGAUCGAUCAAGAUCAGUCCUCUAAAAAGCCCUGCUCCAAAACUUUCAGCACCAUGCACGAACUGGUCAACCAUGUCACUGUGGAACAUGUCGGGGGCCCUGAGCAGAGCACCCAUGUUUGCUUCUGGGAGGAGUGUUCCCGGGAGGGCAAGCCGUUCAAAGCCAAAUACAAACUGGUUAACCACAUCAGAGUGCACACGGGGGAGAAGCCCUUCCCAUGCCCCUUCCCUGGAUGCGGCAAGGUCUUUGCUCGCUCUGAAAACUUGAAGAUUCAUAAACGAACUCAUACAGGAGAGAAACCUUUUAAAUGCGAGUUUGACGGUUGCGACAGGAAAUUUGCGAAUAGCAGUGACAGGAAAAAACACUCGCAUGUCCAUACCAGCGACAAACCUUACUACUGCAAAGUGCGAGGUUGCGAUAAGUCUUACACACACCCCAGCUCCCUGAGAAAGCACAUGAAGAUACACUGCAAGUCGCCCCCUGGCUCCCCCACUAAUGGCAGUAUGGGCUACCCAGCUGUAGGCACUCCUUUAGAUGAUUCCUUAUCUCCUGCUCAGGAGCAGGUUAGAGGGCGAUCUGCUAACCGGUCCCCUCAGGUCACAAACCUUAACGAGUGGUAUGUGUGCCAAGCCACAGGGGCAGCCAAUAACAUGCACACGGCCUCCAGCAACGCAGACUCCUCAGAGUCCGAAGAUGAUGAGGAUACUUAUAGGAACUCAGAGAGGACUAUACGCUAGGUACUACUUGUCCCUAUUGGGACCAACACAAACUGACUUAUGAACUGAAGAGAAAUGAAUGCCCCUUUUGGGCUUACAAUAUUUAUUUCCGAAAUAAACAAAAAAUAAACUAUGCUGUUAAAAGUCUGAAAAGCUCAAUAAAACUAGCAGGAGAGUGCCAUCACGGACACUCUGUGUUUAGGUGAUAAUUGCUGGUGACUUAAACACAAACAGCUUACUGAUUCACUGCCAAAUACCGCAAUGUAUUUUUUUUAUGGGUGGAGAGUUGUCCAUCAUGGAUAUUAUAAAGAGCGGCAAUGCUCUCUGAUGUACCUCAAACACAGGUGAUAUCACAAUGGGGCUUUCAGCUGGCUAGGCCCCAGUUUUGUAAUGGCGCCUGGACUGUAAACUAUCACUGCUGAACUUGGACUAAAAUGCACAUUCCCACAAACUGUAUUUUGUUUCUAACCAAACCAUCACUAACCCAUCAUUUCCGAGGAUGUUUACAGUCUCUCAGGCCACGAUUAUUUACGUGGCGUUCAAAAUAUAAUUAAUGUUAUUUAUACCGUCUAACAGAUGAAAGAAAUCACAGUUUGAUCCUUUGGGAACCUUGUUUUAUAUUAAAAGAAAAACUAUUUAUUAUUGUAAAAAAAACUCUAUGUUUGCUGCAUUGAAUUGAUUUUGUUGUGCCCUAAUGUGAUAUUUAAUCUGAUUUGGUGUGCAUUAAAUGUAUUACUCUUCAUCAGAUUUAAAAUUUAAACUGAUAUACUUCUUAGCAUGCUUUCUGUAAACUGAUCGGAAUCAAAUCAAAAGCAGACUUCAUUUCUAGGUCAGGGCCUUAUUCCAUCCUUGCUUAAAAUAAUCUAAAUUAUAUGUACAUACUCACUAUACAUGAGUGGGCGAGUCACUGUUAAAUACAUACUCAGAUGAUCAGUUAUUGUGAAUCCAGACUAUGGAGGUGUUAAAAGAGAAAACAGUUGGAUAUUGUAUAUAGUCACAUUAAAAUAAGCACAGGGCCCUUUAUUUGUUAUAUAAUCACAUCUAUAAAGUUGCCCCUGCUUUUGACAGGACAAGAAUAAUCAAGUAGUAGCAAUCUCUAUCCUCGCCCUAAUAAAGCAAUGUAAAAGUGCUUAUAACUCAACAACAAAAACAGUAUGUGGCACAUUCAGAAGGUACAAAAAAAAAAACACAAUUAAACAUAAAUACAAUAUGUAAAUUGUAAAAUAUCACUGAGCGGAAAUCAACGGUACCCAUAAUAUUCGGAGCACUGUUACACUUUUGCUUAAACUUUGCCACGGUAUUGCAUAUGGAAAGCUUUGGUAAGAAUAUGUAAACUAAAAUGAUAUUUGGCCUGCACUAGUUACAUUAUUAUUAUUUAUUAAUGUUUUUUUAGUUUAUCCUUUCAUUAAUAAAUAUUAGAUAUUCUUUAGAAAAAUAAUUUUCCUAUUGAUGUUACAACUUAUAAGUUGUAAGUACUUAUAUGUACAAACUGCAACACAGAAUUAACCAGCAUGGUGUGACAUCAGACCGCUCCUUGUCCUAAAUCGUUUCAGUUCAUUUUUUGUGUUUAGAUUGGAACAUAAUAUUAGGCAAAUGCAUCAUUAACUAGGUAGGGCGGCAUUAUUAGGCUUAUAGUCUAAAUAGAUAGGGAAAUCAGGUACAGGUCACAUCCCUAUAAUGCAUCAGGCAGCUCAGCAAAUCAUAUGAUGGACUGAGAAUUUAACUGAUUUUAAUUAUAUUAAAGGUACGAUGUGGAGGUCAAGAAACUAAAUAUAUGUCCCCAUAUCAUAGAUGAUACAUUAUCCAGCUAGGGAACAGUGCUUAUGGGAUGCCUAUUCCCUGAACGGCCCCCUUACAAUAGGCUGCAGCUCCAGACCCAGACCCUUGCUGUCAGACCUAUAUAUCUCCUGGUCACGUUAAAGUGCCGCUACCCAAGUUAAACAAUCCUGCUAAAGACUACUAAUUUACCCUCAGAGACCAGGAGACAUCUACUAGUAGACUGCCCUUCCCUGGGGUGUAUAGAAAAAUGUUGUGUGUGCUGUGAUCGAUUGUGCUAGCUUUGUUAUUGUCCAUAAAGUGUCUGUGAACGCUGUGCUUUGGUAAAAGUUGAAUUAAUUUAUUUUCUAACUGGAUUCCUUUUCUGGAAGAGUGAGCAUACACCAAAGACGUAAAUGGUUAUUUUUCAGUGAAAUCUCGGUGUUUGAUUCUGUGCUUUUUUUAGGAGAAGAACUAGAGUUCUGGAGAAAACUUUGAGGUAUAUCUAUUUUGCAUUUUACUUGAAUCAGUGUAAUGUGAAACCAGCUGUUGGUGCUUGUGUACUGUGCAGUCUGUGUCUGGGUCCCAAGUAGUGCAUAGAACUUUCCUAGUACAGUGCGUGCUGCUAUCUUUCCUUUGUGUCUAUUGUCCAGUGAGGUUGCUUUUUUUAAUUCAUUUUUUUUUUUUGAGAAAAAAUACAAUUUAAAAGAAACAAAAAUAGUCAAACGUCUUACAAGAACAUUCACUGUGUCUUCUUUUCAGAUUUCCUACUGUUUAAAUAAACAAAAAGUGCGUUUAAAACGUUCA